ACGUCAUUCCAUGAUGGCUGAAGAUCCUGGCGGAACAUUUUCCAAUUUCUCUCUCAUUUUUCUUUCUUUCUCUCUACCUCCGCUUGCCAUAGAGACAUGGCAGGACCCACAGGCCCGUUAAGCGCCCACAGAUCAUUGGUGUCGACAUGCCCAAGAAAGGGAACCGAAAACGGCUGAAGUUUAAGGCCGGAGACGUUUGUUCGGAAUCAGUGACCGUUGCUGAUUAUGCUGAUGCCGACCCAGCCGUUGUGAAGUCAGGGAGGCUGAAAAAGGCUGUUGCAAAUGCAGUUGAAAAAGAAGCAAAAUUACUCUGCGGCCUGGAAGCAUCUCAGGGUGCUGUAGAGGAGGUCCUCUCGUCUUCAGUGAGUGUCACAGCCGAUGCUUUGGACAGCAGUGAUGACCUAGACCCUGAAGAUGAUGGAGAAAAUGAAACUCAAGUGACCCACAAGAAGAAAAACAAGAGGAGAAAGGAAAGUAGUGAGCGUAGUAAUGGAGGGGAGUAUCCAGUGGAUAUCUGGUUAAUGCUCGCCUCCUACAUUCGGCCAGAGGAUGUGUGCAGAUUUGCUCUAAUCUGUAGGAAUGCCUGGACAGUCACUUGCACGGCAGCUUUUUGGACCAGGCUCUACAGAAGGCACUACAAGAUUGACACUGACCUGCCGUUCCGCCUCCAGCCUGAGUGUAUUGACAGGAUGUGCUCUUUACGUGCCCGAGUGAUUCGCUCCCUUUUCCAUUUGUAUGAGCCGUUCAGCUUGCGUGUCUCGAAAAUUCCUGCCCUGCCAGAAUCCACGCCCACGACUUUACUCAACUCCAAGUGUUUACUGUUCUGGAUCAGAAAGGUGUCAGGGACUCGGCCUGAGGCAUUGUGGGAGUUCAGCUUCAAGUUUCUAAAGCAGCAGGGGCACAGUAAGAAUGGUUGUGCCAACUCCUUGUGCAAGCCCAGACAAUACGAAGACGUCCACACGAACCCAGACUCUGACUGCUACAUGCUUCAGGUCACCACCCUCAACUUCAUCUUCACACCUGUGGUCAUGGGCAUGACGCUGAGCCUGUUCACAAUGAACGUUAGCACAGACAUGCGCCACCACCGCGUUCGUCUGGUGUUCCAGGACUCGCCGCUCCGACGGGGGAAGAAGAGGGGGGAUCAUGGCGGGACCCAGGUGGUGCUGGAUCCCGUACACAGUGUAAAGCUCAUGGACUGGUGGCACCCACAGUACCCCUCUUCACCCCAGACAUAGGAGUCCUGCCCCCUUGACAGAACGUCACACCAAGAAUCCUGCUGAUAUCUCAUCCCACUCACCAGAAAUGUGAUAUCGAGUGACGCUGCAGAACCCUGGAUUGUGUUCAUUUACAUUUUGAUUCGGCAUUUCAAUUGAUAUUCAAAUUUCGAUUGUCAUUGUUAGAUGUUAAAGUCUGAGAUGGGAUGCAAACCUCACCUUCCAGUGUCAAGAUUAAACAUGUUGCAUGCCCAUCUACCACCGCAACCUCCACACCCUACUUGUAAUGUUAUUUAAACAUUCAUAGAUCUUCCUGGAAGUAAAUCAUGUACUGCAGAAUUGUCCAGUAUGAACAUUAUUCCUAGGAAGACUGGGCUUUAUCUAUGUAAACAAAUCUGCCACAUGGGGACCUUGGCAGUCCCUCUGCUCUUUCAACCAUCCUCAGGAGAAAUCUAACUUCAGUUUGUUUUGCAUUGUUAUCUCAGAAAAAAGUGCAUAAUGUUUCACAAAAUAGAAAAUACUGUGAUAUGAUCACAGUGAUAGUUGAUAGAUGAUAAAUAUUGAUAAUAUUGUUCAGCCCUACAGAGUCAGGCCUGAGAGGAACCCAUUUAGAGCUACCAGUUGCAUAAAAAAGAUUCACAAGUUCCCCAUUAUUCUACAUUAGUCAACAUGUUGCAUGUUGAACCUACAUGUGCAACACGUUUUCGAGAAGUUUUAAAACUCGUGGAUUAACAGGGAACAUUUGAACUGACUGUCCUUUUGUUUUUAUGCUCACUUGAAAAGUUACUCGAAAAAUAUCUUGAUUUUGCGUUGGUUUGAAUUGACAAUGUUGCAUCAACAGAUUAUUCUUUUAAAACUAUGUUUUUUUUCUUGAUCUAUUUAAUUUAAGGCAGCCUCACUUAGUAUUAUGUGAACAUUAAUGACACUUAUCUUUACUGAAGGGGCCAAAGAGAUGAUUUACCUCAGACGUCAUCUGCUGAUUUGGGCAGUGUUUCUUUUCUAUCUACUGUUUCUUGGCUAAAAACAUCUUGAUUGUCUCCUUGCUGACUAUGUGAGUCAUGUACCCUACUGCCUCCUUUUUGAAUCUUUCACAACUUUGAAUGGCUCAAAGUGUUUAAAAUGGUCUGUCUUAUAAGUGUUGAAUCACACCAAUCACAUGCUUGAUUAUGAUGGGGAGAGAGAGCGACCAUUGACAUUGAUUUAUCCAUCCAUCAGACACAAUUAUAUGAUUGAUUUGCACAUAUACAUAUAUUGUGAAUGGAAAAAAAUAGAUUGACCACAAACAGUUUACACUCGGUGUUCCAGUAGCUCACCUUGUAGAGCAGGUGCCCAUAAACCAAGGCUGAGUCUUUACCGCAGCAGCCCGGGUUUGAAUCCGACUUGUGGCCCUUUGCUGCAUGUCGCCCCCCUUUCUCUCUCUCUCUCUCUCUGUCCCUCUCUCCCUCUCUCCCCCUCUCCCCCUUUCCAGUCUAUCACUGUCCUAACAAAUAAAGGCCAAAAAAAGUUAUAAAGGCCAGUUUACACUUCUAGAAAUAUGAAGUAGAAGACAGCUGGAUGUUCUGGUUAGCAGCAGUAGAUUGUUUUAGUGGUUGGUCUAGUUUUAUCAGAUUGUGUUACACUGAUAAAAAAAACUUACCGCACUGAAAUAAAAACAGAAACUGCCCAUUCAAAA
Sebastes umbrosus (honeycomb rockfish) is the source of this 2886-nucleotide messenger RNA. It is a transcript of the gene tmem183a, whose product is annotated as transmembrane protein 183A. Bases 147 to 1235 code for a protein of 362 amino acids. The transcript has 8 exons. Gene Ontology annotation, molecular function: protein binding. Lineage: Eukaryota; Metazoa; Chordata; Actinopteri; Perciformes; Sebastidae. The record is from RefSeq and is a predicted model, not a curated record. Gene Ontology annotation, cellular component: SCF ubiquitin ligase complex. Gene Ontology annotation, biological process: regulation of protein stability.